UUUACAUGGGAAAGGUGUAAAGUAUGGCUGGCUUUUACUUUUAUUUAAUAUUCUUUCUACGUUUUUGUUUCCUAUUUACGCUUUUCGGGAACGCAUUUUGUGCUGAUUGUUUCAAAUCAGUCACACCUAUUAUUCACAAGACAUCUUCCCCACCGUUAAAUUCAAAUUAUAACAUUGACAAUAUUGGUUAUUCAAGUACAAUACCAUGGGUUGGUUCAGGAAGAGAAAGUUGGUUUAGUUUACGUUUUCCCUACCCAGUUAUCAUAAAGCAAUUAUUAUUGAAGGGAGGAAAAGUUGACAUAAAUGGUGAUGGUAAACUUGAGGAUUGUUAUGUUACAAGAUUCGCAAUGCAUUAUACAGUUGAAAAUGGUGAAACAAAGAAAUAUCCCAAAGUGAAAGACAAUACUGGUCUUCGUUAUGUUAAUCUUUCCAUUUCUGACCCAGUGACAAAUAUCAACAUAACCAUAAAGAAAUAUGUGGGUUGUGCAGCUGUGAAUUUGGAUGUGUUAUCUUGUGGUCAUUGUUCUAGACUUCCAAAUAUUAACAAUCAAAUUUUGACCUGUUCUGAUGAUUUUCAAAAAUGUACAUACAAAUGCAAGUCAGGAUAUGAAAUGAGAAAUAAGUUAAAUGAUGGAGUGAGAAUGUGUCAACUAAAUGGUGCAUGGUCUGGUGCUAAUAUUAGUUGUGUUGAUGUAAACGAGUGUAAGAAUAAUGUUUGUGGAAGAAAUGAAGAGUGCAUCAACAAACUUGGUACUUACAGAUGUAAUUGUAUGGAAGGUUACACAGGAAAACCUUGUGAAGACAUCAAUGAGUGCAAUGGUCCCAAUAUUUGUAAUGUAAACGCCAACUGCAUCAACAUUGAAGGAAGUUACAAAUGCCAGUGUAAGGAUGGCUAUAGAGGUGAUGGAUUAAACAAUUGUAAUGACAUCAAUGAGUGCAAUGGUCCCAGUAACUGUCAUGUAAACGCUUAUUGCACCAACACUGAUGGAAGUUACAAAUGCGCAUGUAACAAUGGCUUUAGUGGUGAUGGAAAAAGGAAAUGUGAAGACAUCAAUGAGUGUGAUGCUGACCCCAAUAUCUGCAAUGUAAAAGCUUACUGCACCAACACUGAAGGAAGUUACAAAUGCCAGUGUAAGGAUGGCUAUAGAGGUGAUGGAUUAAACAAUUGUGAUGAUAUUGAUGAGUGCAAUGAGAAUAAACACAGAUGUGUUUUUCCUGAAUUGUGUAAAAAUAAUGUUGGAAGUUAUACGUGUAGCAGUUAUAGUGGUUAUUCUGGUGAUGGAAGGUCAUGUACAGACAUCAAUGAGUGUGAUGCUGACCCCAAUAUUUGUAAUGUAAACGCUUACUGCACCAACACUGAAGGAAGUUACAAAUGCCAGUGUAAGGAUGGCUAUAGAGGUGAUGGAUUAAACAAUUGUAAUGACAUCAAUGAGUGUAAUGUUCCUGGUAACUGUCAUGUAAAUGCUAACUGCACCAACACUGAAGGAAGUUACAAAUGCGCAUGUAACAAUGGCUUUAGUGGUGAUGGAAAAACAAAAUGUGAAGAUAUUGAUGAGUGUGAAGUUGGCAGCUUUAACUGUGAUGUUAAUGCUAAAUGCAUCAAUCUUGAUGGAAGUUACAAAUGUAUGUGCAAGAAUGGUUAUAGUGGUGAUGGAAAAACGAAUUGUGUGGACAUUGAUGAAUGUUCGGAGAAGAAAGAUAACUGUAGCGACCCUCCACGAGCUAAUUGUACAAACAUUCCUGGAGGUUUUAAUUGUGAAUGUCUUCCUGGAUAUAAAGGCGAUGGAGUAAUGUGUAGAGGUAGAACUGUCGAAAUUACAGACUUUAAACCAGAAACUACUAAUGUAAUAUUGCGUUAUGGGAAAAGACUCGACUUAUUUUGUCAUGCAGAAGGUUUGCCUAAACCUUCAAUAACAUGGCACACACCAAAUGACGACUAUCCAGCAAAAGAAGGAGUUUCCUUUUUCAUUGAACAUGUGAAAUUGACUAAUUCUGGUGUUUACAAGUGUAUUGCAAAUAAUAAUGAAACUAAAGACAGCUUAACGUUUAAUUUAACUGUUGAUGGUCGAGCUGAUCCACCCUCCGACGUAACUGUUCAGGAUAUACGAGACAAUUCUGCUACUGUUACUUGGAGUAAGCCAAUUUAUCAGGGUGCAGAUGCCAUUACGGGAUACAAGGUGGUCUACAAACAAAUUGUUACUCAGUUUGUUUCUGAGAUAUCAUCUUAUUUUACGGAAAUAACUCUCCGAGAUUUGACUCCAAAUAAAGAAUAUGAAGUAUGGGUGGUUUCUAUUAAUGCACAUGGAAGUAGUAGGAGAGGAAACUCAGGAAAAUUCUCCACUCUUGCGGAAGAACCAGUUAAAAUGACACAACCUAAAGCCAAGGAAGGAUCGACAACGUCAUCAUCGGUCAAGAUACAGUUGAUGAAACAUGGCGGUGACAAUGUCAAAAUACAAAUUAUUGCUGAAAAAAAUAAAGAUGUAUCUACGAGAAAAAGAAGGGAACCUCCGACUUUACCAGACAUCAUUCAGGGCUACGAACAAGAAAGAUGCAAUGCUACAUGUGUUUAUAUUGCUGCUGAAGUGGAAAAUAACUUUACUGAGUUUGUGGUUGGUGAUGGCGAAAUGUACGGAAAAUAUGAAAAUGUUGAACUCUUACCUGAAACGAGUUAUUAUAUUUACGCAAGAGGAGUCUCGUAUAACGAUAAAAUGGAACCAAACUUUGGAAAGCCUUCGGAUCCUUUGAAAAUCUCAACAAAAGGUGUAGAUGUUGACAGAAAAAGUGGUGGGAAUGUAGUGGGAAUUGCUGUUGGAGUAACAAUAUCUUUGCUUCUGGUUAUUGCUCUUGUUUUUCUUGGAGUGAUUUAUUAUAGAUCACGACAACAGAAGAUCGUAGAGAUUGAUCCUGAAACUGGAGAGAAGAAAGAGCCAAACUCAGAACUUCUUCCUCUUACAAAGAAAGGCAAUGGGAAAAGGAAAAAUAGUCAAGUGGAAGAUGGUACUCCCGACCCUAAUCAUCCACCUAUUCAUGUUUCCGGUUUUGCAAAGUAUGUUGGCAAGCUUCACAAGUCAGACGAUCGUGGAUUUAUGAUCCAAUACAACACUCUCGAACCGAAUAAAACAUACACAAGUGACUUUGCUACAUCUCCAGAAAACAAAGAUAAGAAUAGAUACGCCAACAUUAUUGCAUAUGAUCAUUCUAGAGUUCAUCUAAAACAGUUAGAUGAUGAUGACAGUAAAACUUACAUCAACGCUUCUUUUAUAGAUGGAUAUAACUCUGCAAAUGCAUACAUAGCAACUCAAGGACCGCUUUCGUCUACAUUUAAUGAUUUUUGGCGAAUGAUAUGGGAGAAAAGUGUUUCGGCAAUAGUUAUGUUAACAAACCUACAGGAAAGACAUAAGCUAAAAUGUCAUAAAUAUUGGCCUGAAGAUUCUGAAUCAUACGAUCAAAUCAUUGUGACCGGUACACGACGCGAACAGUAUGCUGAUUACGUCAUUAGGACAUUUCUUUUGAAGAAUGAAACAGACGAAGAACGCGAAGUCAAACAGUUUCAUUUCACUGUUUGGCCAGAUCAUGGAGUACCAGAAUAUCCUACGGCUUUGCUUGCCUUUCAGAGACGUGUACGAGCGUAUAGCUCACGUGAUUAUGGACCUCUAGCUGUGCAUUGCAGCGCUGGAGUUGGUCGAUCCGGUACAUUUAUUGUUAUCGAUGCCAUGUUAUCCCGAAUACAAAAUGAAGAAACAAUCGACAUUUACAACUAUGUGAGAUAUUUGCGAACAAGAAGAAUGCAUAUGGUACAGACUGAGGAGCAAUAUGUGUUCUGUCACGAUGCUUUACUUGAGUCAAUAUUGUGCGGUAACACUGAAAUCGCUGCUCAUAAUUUACGUAUUGAAAUGAAUAAAUUGAGGCAAAAAGACCCCACAACUAAAUCGUCAGGUUACGAGUCACAAUUCAAGACAUUGAGUAGAGUGUCUCCUUCUUUGCCGAAAGAGUCGUUUACUGUGGCAACGAAAUCAGAGAAUGUUUCUAAGAACCGUUUUCAUGGAAUUCUUGCUUCUGAUCAUGGUAGAGUUAUUCUGGAUGAAAAUGACGACAAAUGCGAUGGUCCUUACAUUAAUGCUGUUUUUCUUGAUGGUUAUAAACAACAAAAUGCUUUCAUAGUCACUCAAGCACCAUUGAAAGAAACCAUUUGUGAUUUCUGGCACAUGUUAUAUGACAAACGUUCGGCCUGUGUUGUUGUUUUUAUUAAUCUCGAUGAAGAGGAAGGAGAUUUCCCCGAGUUUUGGCCUGCUGAAAACUCACAAGAUUAUGGUGAAUUUAAUGUUGAAUUGAUGUCCGACGCGUCUAGAGUUGACGCAGAGAGUGAAGAUAAGUCAAAUGAGGAUGAUGAAAAUGCAGAUAUGAUCGAAAGGAAGUUCAAAAUCACAAAAAAUGAAGACAAGCCUUUUAAAGUGAAAAUGUUUCAACAUCUUUCAUGGAAAGAGACGUCGGUGCCUACUGAUGUAUCCAUGAUUAUUUCACUGAUCCAGAGUAUUGAAAAAUGGCAACAACAUUCAGGAAAUGGCCCCAUAACAAUUGUGUGCAAUGAUGGUCAGGGUCGCAGUGGAACCUUUGCAGCUUUGUGUUCUGUUUUGGAAAGAGUAAAGAUAGAGCAAGUCGUCGAUGUAUUUCAAACUGUAAAAGCUUUGCGUAUACAAAGACCUGGAGUUGUCAAACAUGUGGAUCAAUACGAAUUCAUUUACGUCGGAGUCCAGGAAUAUUUGGAUAGCUUUUCCGAUUAUGCUAAUUUUAAACAAAUCGAAUGAAUUAUCAUGAAACAAUUGAAUUUAAAAAUAAUUUCGUAAGUUCAAUAUAUACUAAGUAAAUAUAUUUUGUAAGCAAUUCAUAUUUUGAUAUGUACCAUAUCAUUAAUAUUUUAGUCUAGAACUUCUAAAUGUACCUUGCACAUUGGUUCGUUUAUCAUUGAUAAGCGUUUUCUGUUCGUGUUAUUUGCGUUUUUUUCAAAAACAAUAGCAUGUAAAUAAAGCAUGUAAUGAAAUAAUUAAAAAUAAUGUGAAAUAAAAGUUGCCAAUGAAAUAGCAGUAUUUUGCUUGGCGGUGGGAAUGAGUUGACGUACGAAUUUUCACAUGAGAAGGCAAAAAUUUGAUUAACUGAUUAAAAAUCUUGUAUUCUGUGUGUCUUUGGUUGAAUAAAUUCACCAACAUUAAUUGUA
This is a messenger RNA of Xenia sp. Carnegie-2017, 5212 nucleotides long. Its product is annotated as receptor-type tyrosine-protein phosphatase delta-like. Gene Ontology annotation, biological process: protein dephosphorylation. The record is from RefSeq and is a predicted model, not a curated record. Bases 24 to 4805 code for a protein of 1593 amino acids. Gene Ontology annotation, molecular function: calcium ion binding; protein tyrosine phosphatase activity; protein binding. Lineage: Eukaryota; Metazoa; Cnidaria; Anthozoa; Malacalcyonacea; Xeniidae. The transcript is spliced from 37 exons.